Messenger RNA from Symbiodinium necroappetens, 168 nucleotides. The record is from the annotation of a GenBank genome assembly. Lineage: Eukaryota; Dinophyceae; Suessiales; Symbiodiniaceae.
AUGGGCGUGGACGUGGUGCGGAUCUUGCAACCGGUGAAGAUGAGCCCCGACUGCCUGCUGCCCAACUUCCCAUGGCUGGGUCUGGCCCGGAUGGGGGAGAAGUUUGCCUGCAUCCUGCAAGCGAGCCCUUCGGGCAAAGAGGUCCUCUUGGAGAUGCAUCUUCCCGAA